AUCGAGCGCCUCGUUGCCAACUGUAAGAGCAACGACAUUCACGCAGCAGAAAGUGCAGUAAGUGUGAAAACCUGCAACAUGAAGAAAGCCUUUACUGCUGAACAAAUAUCGCACUGGUUCACUUCGGGGACCACUUUUGCUAACAUUAAGCUUACAGAUGAAGCGGUUGAAAAAAAGUCUGAUGGGCCAUCGUCUAAAGACACCAGUUCAGCGAAGAGUCUUGAAGAGGAUGCCUUGAAGUCUGACCGAGGAAGGUUCCAACAAACAAAACCUGCAAAGAGCCCUGCUUCUCCUCCUCCUCCUUCCCUCACUACCUAUGAAUACCCAAGCUUGCCCAUAACCAAGAACAGGCAGGAACUCAUUUCCCUCGUACAAAACAACUCAGUUGUGAUCAUUCAAGGUGCCACAGGCAGCGGCAAGACAACCCAGCUGCCACAGUACAUCCUGGACCAUUACAAUGAGAAAAAUGCCUCAUGCAACAUUGUGGUCACCCAGCCACGCAAAAUUGGAGCCACCAGUAUUGCUCGUUGGGUUGCUACACAGCGGAAAUGUACUCUGGGUAGUCUGGUGGGCUAUCAGGUUGGGCUGGAGAAGAUGGCUACUGAGCACACUCGUCUAAUCUACAUGACCACCGGAGUGCUUCUGCAAAAACUGGUUUCAGCCAAAUGCCUCACAGAAUACUCCCACAUUUUUGUAGAUGAGGUUCAUGAGCGCACAGCAGAGAUGGACUUCCUACUGUUGAUUUUGAGAAAACUCCUUAAUUCCAACUCUCGUUAUGUCAAGAUAAUCCUCAUGUCUGCGACCAUUAACUGCAGACAGUUUGCUGAGUACUUUGGCACGCUCCUUCAUGGUAAAGUGCAACCUGCGUAUGUGUUCGAAGUGGAGGGGAAACCAUAUGCCAUUGAGGAGUUUUAUUUGGAUGACCUCCACGACCUGUUUCCAUACAGGAUUGAUUCGCCCUGUCCAGAUGAUCCUUACAUUUCAGCUGAAAUGUACAAUCUUGCCAUCAGUCUCAUCCAGAGAUUUGACGAGAUAGAGGGCAAGGAUUCAAGCAAAGCAGAGAAAGGAAAUGGGAUGGCUUUUUCAGAGCGAGGCAGUGUUUUGGUUUUCCUGCCUGGUAUACAUGAGAUAGGCUACAUGCAAGAGGCCUUGGCCAAGCUGGUUCACAAAAGAUUGCAGGUUUAUCCUCUCCACUCGUCAGUAACUUUGGAGGAGCAGAACGGUGUUUUCCUGUCUCCUGUGCCUGGAUACAGGAAGGUGAUCCUCUCCACCAACAUUGCAGAGAGUUCAGUGACUGUUCCAGAUGUCAAAUAUGUGAUCGACUUCUGCUUGGCCCGUCACAUGGUCUGUGAUCCAGAUACAAAUUACCAAUCUCUGCGUCUGACCUGGGCAUCUAAAACCAACUGCAACCAGCGCAGAGGUAGGGCAGGUCGAGUGUCCAAGGGAUACUGUUACCGUCUGGUGACCAAAGAAUUCUGGAAGAAUGAGAUCCCAGACUACAUGAUUCCAGAAAUGCUGCUUGCUCCCCUGGCCACAAUCAUACUGAAGGUGAAGCUACUAGACAUGGGAGAUCCCCGCUCCUUCCUCUCCACAGCACUCUCACCUCCCAACCUUGGUGACAUUGUUAAAACUGUGCUGCAACUCAAAGAGUUGGGUGCGCUGUCUGUGAGAAGUGAUGGCAGAGGACAGAAUGAUGAUGGCGAGCUGACAUUCUUGGGCACUGUGCUGGCCCACUUGCCUGUGGAUGUGUAUCUGGGGAAACUGAUUGUCCUGGGCCAUGUGUUUGGCUGCCUGGAUGAAUGUCUUAUCGUUGCUGCUUCACACUCUCUGAAGAGCUUCUUUGCCAUUCCAUCCAUGCAGAAGCUUGCAGGGCACAGAAGCAAGCUGGCUUUUGCUCGUGAUACACAAAGUGAUUCCAUAGCUUUUGUCAAUGCCUUCAAGGCAUGGUACUCAUCCAAAAAGAACGGACAACUGAGACACCCAAAGGAUGAGCUGGACUGGGGAAAAGAGAACUUCAUUCAGAUCAGGAGGAUCAGAGAGGUUGCAGAGCUUUAUGAGGACCUCAAGAAGCGUGUGUCCCAGUUCAACAUGCAUGUUGCAGAGGACACUCAGUUUGUUGACUACACCAGUAUACACAGGCAGAAGUUCAUUCUUCAGGUGGUCAUUGCUGGUGCAUACUACCCCAACUACUUUGUCCAGGGAGAAAUAAAUGAAUUCCUGGCAUCCAGAGAGCUGUGUGGCUUCAACCCUAGAACAACUGUGAUGGUGAGGAACCUCCCCCCAUACAGUUUUCUGUAUUAUAAGCAGCUGCAGUCUCUGUUCCGCCUUUGUGGACAGGUCAAAACCAUUUCCUUUGAGAACUCCAGAGCAUACCUGGAGUUCUACAGAACAUCCCAGGACUCAGGGGUGCUGCCAGAAGUGCAGCUUGCUCUCCUCUUGGAUCAGCGAGAUUCACCAGUGGAGCUUUCGGUCUACCCUACUGAACAAAUUGAAGUCAGUGCUGGGAGAAGACUCAUGACUCACAUGAAAUAUGCACGGGUGAAUGCUGACAUCCAAACCCAGUCUGUCUGCCCAAGGGGAAUGUUGAGCAGCCCCAUCAACCUAAACAAGCUGCCUCCCAAUCGCUUGUUUGUUGUGAACAUCACAGAGGUGGUGGAAGUGGGUCACUUCUGGGGUUUCCCAGCAGAUGAACUUAGCCUGGAAAAGCAGCGCCAUCUUACAGCAGAGAUUAACAUGCGUACACUGUGUCCUGUAACUGUGUCACUCUACCCAAACCUGUUGUGUCUGGCUCCAUAUUCAGAGGCCACUGAGCAGAACUUGUAUUACCGAGCCAAGAUCCUGCACAUGCGUGGUAAUUCCGUGGAGGUGUUCUUUUUAGACUUUGGGAACACGGCUGUUGUUCCCAGCAGCUGCUUGAGAGACCUACCAUCUGUCCUGCUCUCUCAGCCCUUCCAGGCUCAGGAGUUCCAAAUUGUUGACCUGCGCCCUUCAGCCCAGUCAAUUAUCCUAGGAAACCAGUGGAGCAGCCGUGCCCGCAACCGCUUCGUCACACUGGUGAAGGGUCAGUCAAUGAUCGUGUCUCUGUACUCCAUCCUCUAUGGUGUCAUGCAAGUAGAGCUGCUCAUGAACACAGAGUCAACAAAGAUCAGUGUGCUGGACAUAUUGGUGGAGGAGGGACAUGCUGUUAAAGCAGAAGAGAACUUUGAAUCUAAGCAAAACCAUGAAGCCCUGAUGUCUUUGUACAAGGACAUGGAGAAAGGAACAUAUGUCCCCAGUUCUAGCAGCAGCUCUUUAAAAGAGCGCAACAAAGAAGCGAAGGAACUGGUCGACAGUAUGCUUGCAUACUUUUCCAAGAGCCCACAGUCCUAUGCCAGAGCAAAGGUUCAACUGCAUGGACCAACAAGUCCUUACAAAAUUAACUUCCACAGCUUGAACCAGAAGACCUUCUACAAGACGGUGUUUCUAGAUAAGGCCAGCAUCAACUUCUUGGCCCUGAAUGAAAAUCCUCAUUACAAACAUCAGAGGAUGCUGGUGGCUGGAUAUGUGUCAGUCAACUCUUCAGGUGAACGCUUACUGUUGCGAGAUACCUCCAUCAUGCCGGGCAUCCCUGGACUGCCUGCCCUUGUGACGAUGCUUUUCACCCCCAUCAUGGAGUUGCGGACCAAUGAAGAGAGGACAUGCUACACAGGUGCCCUUUGUGGCUUAGGCUUUAACAGUCAGACACAAGAGGCCAUCCUUACUGAGCAUGACAUUGAACUGGCGUUUGACGUCAAGUUUGAUGUUGAAGACAUCACUGAGAUUAAUGCUUUGCGAGUGGCCAUAAAUCAGUUGUUGUGCGAUGGGCCCAGUAGCACCCUGCAUCUAGGACCCGACAAGAUCGCUCGCCAGCAGGACAACUGUCGGGACCGCCUCAUCAGACUGUUCAGCCGGUCCCCCCCAAGGGAAGAGAUUACUCCAGUGUACUAUGAAAAAUCUGGAAAGUGGUACCAGGUUGAUCCUUCUCUGAAGAUGGACAUCGCAGAGCCAGGAAAUGGAAAAACCAGAGGUGUUCUCUUCCAGCUACAUCCCAUCAUUCUGCUCAACAGUUAAAAAGACUAUACUCAUGGCAGUAGUGUUGAGCUGGUACUAAUGUAGUAAGAGCAGUUACUUUGACUUCUGCUUAACAAGUUUUCAGAGUAUAUUUAAGUUUAAAUGGGACAGUAGCUUUGAGCUGCACAUUUCUGUUAGUGUUUACCAGAAGA
Melanotaenia boesemani (Boeseman's rainbowfish) is the source of this 4241-nucleotide messenger RNA. RefSeq names its product tudor domain containing 9 (gene tdrd9). Gene Ontology annotation, molecular function: RNA binding; ATP binding. Gene Ontology annotation, cellular component: intracellular anatomical structure. The transcript is spliced from 35 exons. The coding region runs from base 79 to 4089 and encodes 1336 amino acids. The record is from RefSeq and is a predicted model, not a curated record. NCBI's taxonomy places the organism in Eukaryota, Metazoa, Chordata, Actinopteri, Atheriniformes, Melanotaeniidae.